Daucus carota subsp. sativus is the source of this 830-nucleotide messenger RNA. RefSeq lists its product as uncharacterized. The record is from RefSeq and is a predicted model, not a curated record. The transcript is spliced from 6 exons. The coding region runs from base 213 to 692 and encodes 159 amino acids. Lineage: Eukaryota; Viridiplantae; Streptophyta; Magnoliopsida; Apiales; Apiaceae.
AAGAAAUAAUAUUGAAGGACAUAGGAGAAGAGAAUAUAGUAGUUGUGUGCAGAAGAGAGGAACAGCUCAAGAGGGGCCCUUGACACUUGAGAUUCAGAAGCCUAUCGGUUUCAUGAAGGUAUAUGAUUAUAUUCAUACAUGAGAUCGAUGCUUCUGGAUUCUAAAGUGUGACAAUUCAGAUCAAUUGCAGCUUCGAUUCUUCAUUUUGUUAUAUGAAUGGGAGCAGUGGUUGUCUAGGAUGCGAUAAUAGCCGCAAUCUGUUAUCUUUACUCAGUAAGCCAUCAAAAGGACAGAAAAUUCAAGCUCAGACAGUAACAAAACCCAAUCCAUCUGAGGAUUUUUGGACCUCUAGUACUUUUGAUAUGGAUAAUAGUGCAGUCCAGUCGCGUGGAAGCAUCUCAUCAAUCAGCACAUCUAACCAGAUUGUGGAUGGCAGUGGCUCUGGGAAUGGGAACCUCCCUUCUGAGUUUGUCAAUCAUGGUCUUCUUCUCUGGAAUCAAACUAGGCAGCAGUGGGUAGGAAACAAGAAGUCUGAGAAAAAUGUGGAGCAGCUUCGGGAGCCAAGAUUGAGUUGGAAUGCAACAUACGAGAGUCUGCUUGGGAGAAACAAGCCCUUUACCCAACCAGUUCCCCUCACUGAAAUGAUAGAUUUUCUUGUUGAUAUCUGGGAGCAGGAUGGAAUGUAUGAUUGAUAGAUAAUAUAGUGGGAUGUUUCCGUUUACUUGUUAUGUAUCUGAACACUCUAUGCUGGGAGAUUCAGAGUUCUUGAUCAGAGCAAAUGGUAUUGUAAAUGAACUAUAACAUUGCUAUGAUGAGGUUUUUUCUGUUCA